Hippopotamus amphibius kiboko is the source of this 781-nucleotide messenger RNA. RefSeq names its product family with sequence similarity 229 member A (gene FAM229A). The transcript is spliced from 3 exons. The record is from RefSeq and is a predicted model, not a curated record. The coding region runs from base 229 to 621 and encodes 130 amino acids. Lineage: Eukaryota; Metazoa; Chordata; Mammalia; Artiodactyla; Hippopotamidae.
GACGGUGAGUCGCAGCCCCGCCUGCGGGGGGCGCUCCGGACGUCUGCGUGCCGCCCAGGAUGCCGGGCCGCCCUCCGUGGACACCGCCUCCGGCUCCCCGAUCUGCGCGACCCAUGGCAAGAGCCCUCCAGCUCGCGGCGCGCGCCGCGCUAAGUGGCAGAGCGGCGCGGGGUUCCCCGGCGGGGGGAACGGGUUCUGUGAGGUCAGCGCGCGGCGGCCCGGGUCACAAUGCAGCCCUCCCCCUCGACACCCGGGCCCGGACGCGCCGCAGACACCUGCCCGGCUCCGCCAGGACCGGAGCGUCCUCCCGCGGCCAGCGGUCGGGCAGCUGCUUCCAGCCUGGGACCGGCCUCGGCCUCGGCCUCCGGCAGAGCGCCCCGGGACCCGGACAUGAGCGCCCAGGAGCCCCCGCAGGGUCGGAGAUUCCCCAUUGAGGCCGGAGACUCCCCUGGCCUUGCCGCCGCCCCCGAGUCCCAGGACAGCCCGGAGCCGGUAGCUACGGAGCACAACCCGGUCAGGCCGCUUCGACGCUGCCCCGGCUGCCACUGCUUGACGCUGCUGCACGUGCCCAUCGACGUCUACCUGGCCAUGGGCGGCAGCCCCCGGGCCCGCGCCACCUGAGUGCGCCUGCGCACGGCAGCUCCGCGGGAGCCGGGCGGGGACGAGGCCCGCCGCGGGCCACCACGCCGAGGUCGCGCGCGCCGAACACGAGACAAUGAUGCACAUUUUAAAAUAAAAGAAUGAUGCACGUUUUAAUAAACCACAGCAUAAACUGUUCUUU